Drosophila persimilis is the source of this 3344-nucleotide messenger RNA. RefSeq names its product equilibrative nucleoside transporter 4 (gene Ent3). Lineage: Eukaryota; Metazoa; Arthropoda; Insecta; Diptera; Drosophilidae. The transcript is spliced from 3 exons. The record is from RefSeq and is a predicted model, not a curated record. Gene Ontology annotation, biological process: nucleoside transmembrane transport. Gene Ontology annotation, cellular component: plasma membrane. The coding region runs from base 844 to 2883 and encodes 679 amino acids. Gene Ontology annotation, molecular function: monoamine transmembrane transporter activity; nucleoside transmembrane transporter activity.
CAUCAAAAAUUCAUUAGUCUAUAAAAUACAAAUUAUUUCAUCAAAAUCGAUAAGUUGGUUGACAAAGAUAUGGCGGUAUGUCCGCAAAACCUGGCUGCUUACCCUCGAGGGACGUGCAGAUCAAUACCCACGGUAUAUGUGAUCAAUUCAUGUUUUGUUGAAUGCAAAAAUCAAUAGCUUGUGGAAUGUACACGCUAUUUUAUGUUGAAUAACAGCUACCCAGUGUUUUUCGAAUCAUUUACACCCCAAACGGAGUUGGUAACACUAAAGGGCCACUGAAGGCGGCUCAAUUGAGGGGAAGAAAACAGUUUCGGUGUGCCGACAGAGCCCACAACAGGCUGAUUCUGGCCAAUUAACCGACGCGUGCGGUGCUGAACCGAGUUGAACAAAAUCAAUCGUAUGCCACAUGCGCAGUGGCGGGCGUGGUGAGAAAAAUGCCAGGACAUGGGCACAGCCAGAAUAUGGCCAGCAGUUGUUGUCCACGGGAGGAAUGUUUAAGUCAAUCGGUGAAAAGGAUAAACCAAAGCUUCCAUAAUAAAACCACAAUUCGGAAGUGAACAAUUGAGAGGGCAAGAAAGCCACGGCAGUCCAUAGUUUCUGGGCCUCCACAAAUAUGCCAUCAAGUGCGGCAAAAUUGUGCCUGUUGUCUAUCGAUUUGUGUGUAACUCUUUCCCACGAAGCUGCUGCUGCUGCAGCCUGCAGUUCCGACGAAUGCGAAUAAUGCAAACGCCCCCAGCACUGAGAGACGAUUAAUUGCAGCAAAAAGCAACAGCAGUGGCAACGGCAACGGCAACCCAACCGGAUAUCGCGGCAAUCAACCAAACAGAACCCAAGCGAACCAGAAUGGACGUGGGCGGACAGGACACUACCUACGAGCCGCUGGACCGUGACCGGGGCGGCAGUAUCCCGGCCGGCGAGGGCGGUCGCCGACAUCCUGGCAGCAUGGACAGUCCCGAGUACGAGACGCGUGCCCCCAAGGACCAGCGGCGUGCGGUCUAUCUGGCCUUGAUGGCAGCGGGCAUUGGCUUUGUCUUGCCCUACAAUAGUUUUAUAAUCGCCGCGGAUUAUUGGCAGGGACGGUUCCCCGGUCGCCAUGUGGCCCUGGACAUGUCCAUGACGUACAUCUUUGUGGCCUUUGCCACGGUAUUGCUCAACAACAUUGUGCUCUCGCUGGCCCCCUUCCAGAAGCGGGUGAUUUUCGGCUACAUGGUGUCCUUCACCACCCUCGUGUUCGUGGCCGUCUGCGAGGUGGCCUGGCAUAUGUUCGCCACGAACACCGCCUAUCUGGUAAACAUGUCCGCUGUGGCGCUGACCGCCAUCGGCUGCACGGUGCAGCAGUCCAGCUUCUACGGAUUCGCCUCGAUGCUGCCGCAGCAGUACACGCAGGCGGUGAUGGCCGGCGAGAGCAUUGCCGGUUUUCUGGUGUCUUCCAAUCGGGUGGUGACCAAGCUGCUGAUCAACAACGAUCGCGUCUCCACGGUCAUCUUCUUUCUGACAUCGACGCUGUACAUUAUCUUCAGCUAUCUGCUGCACCGGGCCACCAUUAAUUCGCCCUUUGUGCGGUACCAUGUGGAGGCCUGCUCGAAGAUUAUACUGCGACCGGAUGAGCAAGAGAUUGACGGAGUACCCAGCACCACACGCUAUGGAGUGCUCUCGAUGGAUGGAACCCACACCACGACGACCAUAUCGGGUGGCAAUCCUGUGGCCGGGAACACGCUCAGCUUCAGCAAUCCCGUGUACGAGCUGUCCAAUCCGACGGCCGGCGAGAGCAGCAUCGAGGCACUGGGCCAAUUGCCGUCCGAUCUGCCAUCGACCCCCCAUGAGCCGACAACGCCCACCACAGUGGCGUUCAAGGUGGAGCACGUGAUCCAGCCGCGUCGCUGCAGACCGAGCAAGCUGAGCGACAUACGCGAGGGAUUUGUGAGCAGGUGGCGCGUGGCGCAGGUCAUCUAUCCGUACAUGGUGUGCAUUGCCCUGGCCUACUGCGUGACCCUCUCCCUGUAUCCGGGCAUCGAUGUGGAGGUGCAGUCGUGCGCCCUCGGCUCCUGGAUGCCCGUCCUUCUGAUGUUCUGCUUCAAUCUGUCGGAUGUGGCCGGCAAGAUGCUGGCCGCCAGCCCGUAUCCGUGGUCGCGCCGGCAGCUCAUACUGUUGUCGGGACUGCGAAUCGUGCUCGUGCCCCUGCUUCUGCUCUGCUGUGCGCCGCGUCAGCGUCCCGUCAUAUCCGGGGAGACGGCGCCCUUUGUCUUCACCAUCGCCUUGGGGAUCACCAACGGCUUGGCCGGCAGUCUGCCCAUGAUCCUGGCUCCUGCCAAGGUGCCGGGCACCCUCAAAGAGGUCACGGGCAACAUAAUGACCCUGUCCUACAAUGUGGGCCUGACCGUUGGCUCCCUGAUUGGUUACGUGUUUGAGAGCAUGCUGGGGCCCCAGCUUUUGAAUCCCUGCCCCUCGUAUCCGUAUGUGCCGGUCUCGAUGCUGGAGCACAUCCACGGCCACGGCCACGGCCAUAUGCCGCCCCUUCCGCUGACCAGCAGCACCACCGUCCCCCCCACAACCAGCACAAGCGCAGCCACGUCUCUGGUUCCGCUCCUGCUAAAUGCAACGAUUGCCACCCUGACCGGCAGCAGCAGCAGCAGCGUCAGUCCUCUAACCGAGAGCUCUAGUUCCAUUGGGACCACAGCCAGCCCCGCAUUGGCCACGGUCAUAACCACCACGGCCCUGGCUCUGUACAGCACCGUGGCUGGGAGUAGUGCGGAGGUGAUCAAUGCCACCCUGUCGACCUUCCUGUCCACGGUGAGCAGUUCGGUGGGGGACAUCAGUGACGAGAUGGCUGGUGGCAUGACCACAGAUCCGCAGACCCCAGAGGCCUUGCUGGAGAAUAUUUAAAGUGGCGCGAGAGGCUUACAAGAGACACUCCAUUCACUUGCUGGAGCUGAAGUUCCACUGAAUAUCACCCCCCUCUCCACUUGACCAUAUCCCUUUCAAACUUAUUUUUAAUGAUGCCUUGAAAGCAUGCAUGUAUCUCAGAGAUACAGAGAGAGAGAGAGAUUGAGAAACUUGCCAUUAAAUAAUACCCGCUGAUCUCUCUGUGAAACGCUGAUCUCUUUGGUCAAGUAACCAGAGACAUUGUAAAGGCUUUAAAGAUGGUCCUCGAUCUCAUUUUUUUGAAAUUUUCACCACAAAAAAUAUCUUUCAGCUCAAAAAAGUUAUUAAAAAUAUUAUAGAAUAUACUCGUAAAAUAGCAUAACGUAAGCAACAACUGUUCUUGUCUUGUCUGUACUAAUAUGUAUAUCUCCAAUAACUGAAUUGUGUCUAGUAUCCCUUUUGUUCAGCGGUUGAUUUUAGCU